AACUCCGGGACAGAAAAUGGCGACGGCGGGGAGCCGGACCUCGUCGUCGGGAAUUUCUGAGUUGAAUAACGGCAUAAACGUUGGAAGUGCUUCUCAGGGCAAUUCAGGUUCCCCUGGUCUUCCGAGCAGUCCCGGCGCGGCGAAGAACAGGACCGGGGAAAACUCACAAUGGAGACGCAAAGACCUGCGGAAAGUGAGAAGUGUGGAUCUGGACAAACCUGAGUCGCUGCUCCUAUCGCCAGAGACCGGGACGGCUCCAAUAUCAGCCCAGCUGCACUUCUUGUCCAUUUCCUCGCCUGGUGCAGUGCAGGCGACUCUGCUACAGCAGACUCGCCACAUUCAGCAGAGCAAUUCUGUAACCGAUCGUCCGCUUUCCGAUAAUACGAGUAAUACUAAAAGUUUAUCUACAGCCGCUCAGGAAUUGUUGAAUACUUCUUUAAAAAACAGCAGCGACCAUCUCUGCGCUGAUUAUGGUGCCCCCGGAACUUCUGUGGAUGUAAUCGCCACACAAAAUAGUCGAGAGAUGGACAGCAAGGACACCCUGCGGGGGCUGCAGAAGAUGGAGGACCGUCCAGAGGAGCGGAUGAUCCGGGAGAAGCUGAAGGCCACCUGCAUGCCCACCUGGAAGCAUGAGUGGCUGGAGAGGCGGAGUAGGAAGGGGCCUGUGGUGGUGAAGCCCAUCCCGCUGCGGCCGGACGGCAGCGAGGCGGGUCGGCAGGGGGCCGAGGGCGGAGGGGACGCGCAGACGCCCACGUCCCCCCAGUCCCGGGGCCGCCGCAGCCCCUCUCCCGGCCCCACCUCUUCCUCCUCUUCCUCUUCCUCUGGAAAGAACGGCGGGAAGCCCGAGUCUCCCGGUGUGCGCAGGAAGAGAGCGUCCCCGGUCCCAUUUCAGAGCGGGCGAGUCACCCCCCCUCGACGUGCGCCCUCCCCAGACGGUUUCUCCCCUUACAGCCCCGAGGAGACCAACCGCAGAGUGAAUAAAGUCAUGAGGGCCCGCCUCUACCUGCUUCAGCAGAUUGGGCCCAACUCCUUCCUGAUUGGUGGAGACAGCCCCGACAACAAAUACAGGGUUUUCAUUGGCCCGCAGACCUGCAGCUGUGGCCGAGGGACCUUCUGCAUCCACGUCCUCUUCGUCAUGCUCCGGGUUUUUCAGCUGGAGCCCUCCGACCCCCUGCUCUGGAGGAAGACCCUCAAGAACUUUGAGGUGGAGAGCUUAUUUCAGAAGUACCACAAUCGGCGUAGCUCGCGGAUUAAGGCCCCUUCGCGCAACACCAUUCAGAAGUUUGUCUCCCGCAUGUCCAACUCGCACACGUCGUGCACGUCCAGCACCUCGUCGUCCGGGAACGAGAACAGCAGUCUGAAGGACGAGGAGGAGCAGAUGUGUCCCAUCUGCCUGCUGGACAUGCUGGAUGAGGAGAGCCUGACCGUGUGUGAGGAGGGCUGCAGGAACAAGCUGCACCACCACUGCAUGUCCAUCUGGGCUGAAGAGUGCCGGAGGAACCAGGAAACCUUAAUCUGCCCCCUCUGCAGGGCCAAGUGGAAGUCACAUGACUUUUACAGCCAUGAGCCAGCCUCCCCAUCGGACGGUGCAGGCGGUCGCUCCCAGAAUCAGGCAUCAUCUCAGAGUGAGGGGCAGAGGCAGGCCCAGGAGGGGGACUUCACGCUCCCUCACUACGGGGUCCAGCAGAUCCCCCAGGCCUACAGGGAGCUGGCCGAGCCCUGGAUCAAGGUGUUUGGGCUGGAGCUGGUGGGGUGCCUGUUCUCCAGGAACUGGAACAUCCGGGAGAUGGCCCUGCGCCGGCUCUCCCAUGACGUCAGCGGCGCGCUGCUGCUGGCCAAUGGGGAGCGCUCGUGUCUGGGGGCGGGGCUGGGCGCCGCGGCGACGGGUCGGGAGGCCUCGGGGGACGUGGUGGUGGAGUCCUGCUGCAGCGUCCUCUCCAUGGUCUGCGCAGACCCCGUCUACAAGGUCUACGUGGCUGCACUGAAAACACUGAGGGCCAUGCUGGUGUACACCCCCUGCCACUCUGUGGCCGAGAGGACCCGACUGCAGCAGCUGCUCCGGCCCGUGGUGGAGACCAUACUGGUCAAGUGCGCAGACGCCAACAGCCGCACCAGCCAGCUGUCGGUGUCCACGCUGCUGGAGCUGUGUAAGGGCCAGGUGGGAGAGCUGGCUGUGGGCAGGGAGAUCCUCAAAGCAGGGUCUAUUGGUAUCGGUGGAGUGGACUAUGUCCUGAACUGCAUCCUGGGAUCCCAGACUGAAGCCAAUAAUUGGCAGGCCCUGCUGGGACGUCUGUGCCUCAUCGACCGCCUCCUGUUGGAGUUCCCAGCCGAGUUCUACCCCCACAUCGUCUCCAGCGGGGACAUGCACCAAUCACAAACUCUGGUCGAGAGGUAUCAGAAGCUGCUGCCGCUGCUGAGCUUUGCGCUGCAGUCGAUCGAUAACUCCCACUCCAUGGUGGGGAAGCUGUCACGCCGCGUGUUCCUGAGCGCCGCCCGCAUGGUGGCGCGCGUGCCGCACGUCUUCGUCAGGCUGCUGGACAUGCUGAGUGCCACCAGCUCCACGCACUACGCCCGCAUGCGCCGCCGUCUGCUGGCCAUCGCCGAGGAGAUGGACAUCCUGGAGGCCGUGCACCUGGGCCUGGAGGACCCGGCGCAGCACGAGCUCCCAGAGCCCCCGGCCCCGCACAACUCUCCCCACGCCACCGAGAGCAACACCCCCACGCCCACCGUGCAGCUGGCCCCCAGGGCCCCCCGCUGCGCCAGCCGGCCCCAGCGCAGCUGCAGCCCCGAGGACCCUGCGGAGCGGCUGGGUGCCGCGGCCCCGGGGCCCCCUGCCCUGGAGCCCCAGAAACCCCCGGUGCAGACACGGAGUCGGACCCUGAGCCAGUGUCCCAGCUCCCCUUCCUCCGGUCCCGGCCCCGCCCUGCCCUCCCCUUCCGCCUCGCACCCGCCCCCCUUCCCGGGCCCCGACAGCCCCAAGACCCGCCCUCAGGGCUUCGCCCCCCCGGGGAAGCUGGCCUCCUCCUCCCCCGGGGCCCAGCGUAGACUCCCCCCGCCCAAGCUCUCCUCCCCCGCCACCCCCGCUGAAAAACUGUCCCCCGCCUUCACCCAGAGCCGCCCCCUCCCCGCCGGGCAGAUCCACAGACCAAAGCCCUCGCGGCCCCCCUGCACGGAGGGGCGGGGGCCGGGGCCGGGACCGGCGGGCAGGGGGGCCCUGAGGCUGGAGCUGCAGGAUGGGGCCUGCGGGGGCCGGCCAGGGCCCGGGGCCCUCAUCCCCAGCGAGGACACGGUGUUCACCCCGGUGGAGGAGGGGCUGCGGGGGCUGGACGCCUCGGCCGAGCUCAACUCCAGCAUGGAGGACCUGCUGGAGGGGGACAGCACGGUCACCUUCAGGUCAGAGGUCGCGGUGCUGUCCCCCGAGCAGGCGGGUGCCCAGGACGCCUCCUACACCGACGACGUCACGCACCACCAGAAGUGCAAGGAGAAGAUGGAGGCGGAGGAGGAGGAGGCGCUGGCCAUCGUCAUGGCGAUGUCCGAGUCCCAGGACGCCCUGCCCACCAUCCCCCAGCUGCAGGUGGACAAGGGGGAGGACGUAAUCAUCAUCCAGGUGGAUACCCCAGAGACCCUACCUGGCCAUACCAAAGCGAAGCAGCCCUACAGAGAGGGGGUGGAGUGGCUGAAGGGCCAGCAGAUCGGGCUGGGGGCCUUCUCCUCCUGCUACCAGGCCCAGGACGUGGGCACCGGGACCCUGAUGGCCGUGAAGCAGGUGACGUACGUGAGGAACACCUCCUCGGAACAGGAGGAGGUGGUGGAGACCCUGCGGGAUGAGAUCCGCAUGAUGGGCCACCUCAACCACCCCAACAUCAUCCGCAUGCUGGGGGCCACCUGCGAGAAGAACAACUACAACCUGUUUGUGGAGUGGAUGGCAGGUGGCUCCGUGUCCCAUCUGCUGAACAAGUACGGGGCCUUCAAGGAGGCCGUGAUCAUCAACUACACGGAGCAGCUUCUGCGUGGCCUGGCCUAUCUGCACGAGAACCAGAUCAUGCACAGAGACAUCAAAGGUGCCAACCUGUUGAUUGACAGCACAGGCCAGAGGCUGCGGAUUGCGGAUUUCGGAGCAGCGGCCAGGCUGGCCUCCAAGGGAACAGGCGCCGGAGAGUUCCAGGGCCAGCUCCUGGGCACCAUCGCCUUCAUGGCCCCCGAGGUGCUGAGGGGGCAGCAGUACGGGCGAAGCUGUGACGUGUGGAGCGUGGGCUGUGCCAUCAUCGAGAUGUCCUGCGCCAAGCCGCCCUGGAACGCAGAGAAACACUCCAACCACCUGGCGCUCAUAUUCAAGAUCGCGAGUGCCACGACAGCGCCGUCGAUCCCGCCGCACGUCAGCCCGGGCCUGCGGGACGUCACCCUGCGCUGCCUGGAGCUGCAGCCCUCCGACCGGCCGGCGUCACGCGAGCUCCUCAAACACCCCGUCUUCCGCCUCAACUGGUAGAGCCCGCACCG
Molecule: messenger RNA, 4497 nt
Organism: Conger conger (European conger)
Lineage: Eukaryota; Metazoa; Chordata; Actinopteri; Anguilliformes; Congridae
Gene: map3k1
Product: mitogen-activated protein kinase kinase kinase 1, E3 ubiquitin protein ligase
Exons: 20
Coding region: 17-4486 (1489 amino acids)
Biological process (GO): protein phosphorylation
Cellular component (GO): cytoplasm
Molecular function (GO): protein serine/threonine kinase activity; zinc ion binding; ATP binding
Source: RefSeq, a predicted model, not a curated record